CUUUCGCUUUCGUUUCUUCUGCAGAACCUCCGAGCCCCCCAGAUACCAGGCAUCCCUUCCUGUCCCGUCCAUUUUCGGUAUCCUGCUCAGUGCCCUGGUCCUUGUUUCCCCUGGACGGCUCGUCCCCUGCGAACGUAACGCAGGGGUGCCAGGGUCUUGCCGGGAGCUGUCCCGGGUGCCACGCUUAGAUUCGCUCCCUAGCUGCUUUAUUAUCCCAAGGUGCGGUCCGGGGGAGGAAGACAAGUGCAAGGCCAUGGCAGAGCCAGGCGGUCCCUUGCGUCUGCGGGACUGGCUGGUGGCUCAAAUUGAAAGCGGCCGCUACCCCGGGCUCCGCUGGGAGAACCGAGAGAAGACGAUGUUCCGCAUCCCCUGGAAGCACGCGGCCAAGCAGGACUACAGGCAGCAGCAGGACGCCGCGCUCUUUCGGGCCUGGGCCAUUUAUAAAGGUAAGUACCAGGAAGGCACAGACAAAGCUGAUCCAUCUGUCUGGAAGACCCGCCUGCGAUGUGCCCUAAACAAGAGCACAGACUUCCAGGAAGUGAUUGAUCGGAGCCAACUGGACAUCUCUGAACCCUACAAGGUCUACCAGAUCGUCUCUGAGGGAGUCCGAAACCUGGAGGAUGAAGGGCAGAAGGGCCAUCUGAGAGCCCCCAAAGAUCUAUCAACUGAGCCUCUCCAGAGGCCAGACCAGGCUGGCUCAGACUCAGCUGCUGAGGAUAUUGGCAAGGAAAGGAUUUCCAAGGGCUGCCAUCAGGUUUCCCCAGCCCCCUGCUUUACCAGCCCAAAGACUGAGUCUGGGUACCAAGUAACAGGCACGUUUUACAGUUGGGACCCUUCACAGAGCCACCUUCCUCUAAGCCUGACCUCCAGUGAGAAUGUUAGCACCUCUGACUGCUGGCUUCACAUCCGUCUGUACUACCGAGAUGUACUGGUGAAGGAGGCCAUUGCUCACACUGCCGAGGGCUGCCGCUUGACAACCCGGCCUGUGCCCAUGGACAGCCCACAUCUCUAUGGCCCUGCCAGGCUGGAGCAGAUCCAGUUCCCGUCACCUAAAGCUCUGCCAGGGGCCAGCCCACCUGUCACCCAGAUUCUGGAGCGCCUCUUGCCUCACCUGGACAGAGGAGUCCUGCUCUGGGUAGCUCCUGAGGGGGUCUUUGCUAAGAGGCAGUGCCAGGGCCGGGUUUACUGGCGAGGCCCCCUAGCACCCCAUUGUGACCAGCCCAACAAAUUGGAAAGGGAGAAGACCUGUAAGCUGUUGGACACCCAGCAGUUCCUGCAUCUCAGGUUGGAUCAGCACUGGAAGACAGGCAUCACUCCUUCCUGCCAAGGUCUAGGAUCCAGAGACGCAGCCCAAGAGUUGGAGUUAGGCAUCACCAGGACCCAGCCCUUACCUUGUGCCUUACAGAGCUGCAUCGACACCUGUGUCUUGGGGAGCCAGCACCCCAGUACCAGAUCCAACUGUGCUUUGGAGAGGAGUACCCAGGUCCAGGUUGCCAGUCCCAGGGGAGACUCAUCAUGGCUCAUGUGGAGCCCGUAUUUGCCCGAGAGCUCUUCUUGCACUCCAGGCGUCUCAGUUCCCAAGAUCCUUCAGGUUCCCAGUCCAGUGCUCCAGAGAGUACAACCCACCUUCUGAACCAGCUAUGCCAACCCUGACUGUGGCCCCACGCCAUCUCCAGAGCACUGCCCCAUCGUCUCCAGAACCCUGCCCCUUUUCUGUUCAUCUCUGACCAAGCUGGGCCAGCAUAUCUGGGGCUAAGAGUCUUCACUUUGUCAACUCUCGAGCUCAUGUUGCCCUAUCUCAAAACAGGUUUUGUGUGUGCCUGUUGGGUGGAUGUGUUGGGGGUCAGGGGGCACAAUGUAUAUGUAUAAACUAAACUUCAAUGUG
Phascolarctos cinereus (koala) is the source of this 1885-nucleotide messenger RNA. RefSeq names its product interferon regulatory factor 4-like. Gene Ontology annotation, molecular function: protein binding; DNA-binding transcription factor activity, RNA polymerase II-specific; RNA polymerase II cis-regulatory region sequence-specific DNA binding. Gene Ontology annotation, cellular component: nucleus. Gene Ontology annotation, biological process: immune system process; regulation of transcription by RNA polymerase II. Lineage: Eukaryota; Metazoa; Chordata; Mammalia; Diprotodontia; Phascolarctidae. The record is from RefSeq and is a predicted model, not a curated record.